Molecule: messenger RNA, 2228 nt
Organism: Lobosporangium transversale
Lineage: Eukaryota; Fungi; Mortierellomycota; Mortierellomycetes; Mortierellales; Mortierellaceae
Exons: 6
Coding region: 159-2228 (689 amino acids)
Biological process (GO): fructose 6-phosphate metabolic process; UDP-N-acetylglucosamine metabolic process; protein N-linked glycosylation
Molecular function (GO): carbohydrate derivative binding; L-glutamine:D-fructose-6-phosphate transaminase (isomerizing) activity
Source: RefSeq, a predicted model, not a curated record
CCUCAUUCCAUUUGCUCAUCUGUUCUUUUCCCUUUCUACCAACUCUUGCCCUCGCUAAUAACUCCUAUCUUCAGACAAUCACCAUCUCUCAAAACCUCAUUUCAUUCUAUUCCAUUUCUUCAUUCUCUCAAUAACCCUCCAAAUUUCUAGAGAACAAUAUGUGCGGAAUUUUUGCUUAUCUCAACUAUCUGACCGAAGUCGACCGUCAAACUAUUGCCGAUAUUCUUACUAAUGGUCUCAAGCGUCUCGAGUACCGUGGAUAUGACUCUGCUGGUCUUGCCAUUGAUGGCGAUGGUGAGAAGGAGGUUUUGAUCUACAAGCAGGUCGGAAAGGUUGCUGCCCUCCAGAAGCUCAUUGAGGAACAGAAAUCGAUCAAUUGGGAAAAGACUUUCACUUCUCACUGUGGUAUGGCUCAUACCCGCUGGGCCACUCACGGUCAGCCUUCACCUAUCAACUCCCACCCUCACCGUUCAGAUACCAAGAACGAAUUCACUGUCGUCCACAACGGUAUCAUUACCAACUACCGCGAGCUCAAGCUUGUCCUCGAGAAGAAGGGUUAUACCUUUGAGAGCGAGACCGAUACCGAGGCCAUUGCCAAGUUGGCCAAGUACAUCUGGGACUCUCAGAAGGGCAACAAGCAGUUGACCUUCACUGAUCUCGUCAAGGGUGUUGUCAAGGAGUUGGAGGGAGCUUUCGCCAUGAUCUUCAAGAGUGUACACUUCCCCAAUGAGGUUGUUGCCACUCGCCGUGGAUCUCCUCUUCUGAUUGGUGUCAAGACCCCUAAGAAGCUCAAGGUCGACUUUGUCGAUGUAGAGUUUGGUGGAAUUGCCGAAGAGAUCCCAAGUGUUGAGGGUAAAACAGAGAGCUUGAACACUCUUGAGGUGCCUCAGCUUCGUCGCAGCGAGUCCCGUGCUUUCUUGAGCGAGGACGGUAUGCCUCAGCAGAUUGAGUACUUCUUGGCCUCAGAUCCCUCUGCUGUUGUCGAACACACCAAGACCGUCCUCUACCUUCUCGACGACGAUAUCGCCAACAUCCGUGAGGGCGAGCUCCGCAUUCACCGUCUCCGCCGUGAUGAUGGCAUCUCUUCAAUCCGUUCCAUCCAGACCUUGGAGAUCGAAUUGGCCGAGAUCAUGAAGGGCUCCUUCGACCACUUCAUGCAGAAGGAGAUCUACGAACAGCCCGACUCUGUCGUCAACACCAUGCGUGGCCGUGUCAACUUUGAUACCCACAAGAUCACUCUUGGAGGUCUCAAGUCAUAUCUUCCCACCAUCCGCCGCUGCCGCCGCAUUGUAUUCAUUGCUUGUGGAACCAGCUACCACAGUGCUUUGGCUACCCGCGCCAUCUUUGAGGAACUGACCGAGAUCCCCGUUUCGACCGAGUUGGCAAGCGACUUUUUGGAUCGCAAGACUCCCAUCUUCCGUGACGAUGUUUGCGUUUUCAUCUCUCAGUCUGGUGAGACUGCUGACACCAUUUUGGCCAUGAGAUACUGCUUGGAGCGCGGAGCUCUCUGCGUUGGUGUCACCAACACUGUCGGAAGCUCAAUCUCCCGUGAGUCCCACUGUGGUGUCCACAUUAACGCUGGUCCCGAAAUCGGUGUUGCAUCCACCAAGGCCUAUACCUCCCAAUACAUUGCCUUGGUCAUGAUUGCCAUCCAGUUGUCUGAGGAUCGUACAUCGAUGACAGCACGCCGCAAUGAGAUCAUUGACGGUCUUCAUGCCCUUCCAACACACAUCAAGGAGGUUUUGGCUAUUGAUCAGGAGUUGCAGCGCCUUGCCAAGGAUGUCUUGCACAAGGAGAAGAGCUUGUUGAUCAUGGGUCGUGGAUUCCAGAACGCCACCUGCUUGGAGGGAGCAUUGAAGAUCAAGGAGGUGUCAUACAUGCACAGCGAGGGUAUUCUGGCUGGUGAGCUCAAGCACGGACCCUUGGCUCUUGUGGAUGAGAACAUGCCAGUAAUCUUGAUCAUGACACGCGACUCUUUGUACCCCAAGGUCCGCUCGGCAUUGGAGCAGGUUGCAGCCAGAAAGGGUCAGCCCAUCAUUAUUUGCAACAAGGGCGACGACGCAAUCAGCGCCGACUUUAAGACGAUCCGUGUUCCUCAGACAGUGGACUGCCUCCAAGGUCUGUUGACGAUCAUCCCUCUCCAACUCCUCUCGUACCACCUCGCUUGCCUUGCUGGAGUUGAUGUUGAUUUCCCCCGUAACUUGGCCAAGUCCGUCACCGUCGAGUAA